AUGCAAGAUUACAAAGCUGUCCGGAAAGCCUGGUGCAAAAAGACAAUUGGGAAAGAAUGUACUGUCUUGGUCAGUACAGAAAAGAUGAGCAGUCAGAAUAAGAACAAUACUCAGAAAGGAAGAUGCACUGUAAGUGAUGACACCCAGAGGGGAGUUCUCAGCAUCACCAUGGCGAAGCUCACAGCACAAGACACUGGGGCGUACUGGUGUGCUCUUAAUGAUGACUCUCGCCUCUUCCAAAUAAAGGUAACGAAGCUGGCGGUUGUCAUAG
Messenger RNA from Pelecanus crispus (Dalmatian pelican), 271 nucleotides. The record is from RefSeq and is a predicted model, not a curated record. Lineage: Eukaryota; Metazoa; Chordata; Aves; Pelecaniformes; Pelecanidae.